Panicum hallii is the source of this 2615-nucleotide messenger RNA. Its product is annotated as ankyrin repeat domain-containing protein 13C-B. The record is from RefSeq and is a predicted model, not a curated record. Bases 350 to 2248 code for a protein of 632 amino acids. The transcript has 2 exons. Gene Ontology annotation, cellular component: cytoplasm. Gene Ontology annotation, molecular function: protein binding. Lineage: Eukaryota; Viridiplantae; Streptophyta; Magnoliopsida; Poales; Poaceae.
CGCCUUCGCCUCCUACCCCCGGGCGACCGAGCGAGCGAGCGAGCGGGCGCGAGACAGAGAGGAGGGGAGAAAAAUAACUGCGGCUCGAGGCCCCAGAAUAGGAGGACCACUUCCCCCUCCGCCCGGCCUCGCUCCUCCCCACCGCUCGUCCUCGCCCGACCUCCCUCGCCCCGGCGGCGCCGCCGGAGCGCGGCGAUCCCGGCCGCCCUUCUCCGCCGCGCCAGAUCUGGGGGAACCUCCGCACCCCCAUGCCCCUCGGGGCCCGGUCCCAGAUCCGCCUGACCUAGCCAGGAGCGCGCCGCGGCCGCGCCCGGGGGAGCCUGCCGCACCCGUCCCGUCCCGCCCCGCCAUGGACGACGUGUCCAAGUACGCGCACAGCCCGGCGCACCUCGCCGUGGCGCGACGCGACCACGCCGCGCUCAGGAGGCUGGUCGCGGGGCUCCCGCGCCUGCCGCGCGCCGGCGAGGUCACCACCGAGCAGGAGUCCAUCGCGGGGGAGGCCGUCGCCGACGCCGUCUCCGCCGUCAUCGACCGCCGCGACGUGCCGCGGAGGGAGACCCCGCUCCACCUCGCCGUGCGCCUCCGCGACCCCGUCGCCGCGGACAUCCUCAUGUCCGCGGGCGCCGACUGGUCGCUCCAGAACGCCGACGGCUGGUCCGCGCUCCAGGAGGCCGUCUGCACCCGCGAGGAGGCCAUCGCCACCAUCAUCGCGCGCCACUACCAGCCGCUCGCCUGGGCCAAGUGGUGCCGCCGCCUCCCGCGCAUCCUCGCCUCCAUCAGCCGCAUCCGCGACUUCUACAUGGAGAUCUCCUUCCACUUCGAGUCAUCCGUCAUACCAUUCAUCGGCCGCAUCGCCCCGUCAGACACCUACCGCAUUUGGAAGCGUGGGGCCGCGCUGCGGGCUGACAUGACGCUCGCUGGCUUCGACGGCUUCCGCAUUCAGCGCUCAGAUCAGACCUUCCUGUUCCUGGGGGAUGGUGCGAGGCCUGAGGAUGCUGGGGGUAAGGAAUUGCACCCUGGUUCUCUCAUAGUCCUGGCUCACAAGGAUAAGGAGAUUACAGAUGCGUUGGAGGGAGCGGGUGUGCAGCCAACGGAGACCGAGGUGGCACAUGAGGUGGCAUUGAUGUCCAAGACGAAUAUGUACCGUCCUGGAAUCGACGUGACACAGGCAGAGCUCGUGCCACACUUGAAUUGGCGCCGGCAAGAGAGGACGGAAGCUGUGGGACAAUGGAAAGCCAAGGUGUAUGACAUGUUAAAUGUCCUAGUGACAGUGAAAUCUAGGCGGGUGCCGGGGGCAAUGACGGAUGAGGAGCUGUUUGCGAUGGAUGGGGAGGAGAAGAAUGGUAGGGGCGCAGAGCUUGAUGCUGAGUUAGAUGAAGUGUUGACUGCUGAGGAGAGAAAGCAGCUUGAUUCUGCGCUUAGGAUGGGGAACAACGAAGAGGAAUCUGAGGAGAGGGGCGAGGAAGGUGACAGUGGGGCCGAUCAUAUGGAUGCGAAUGGUGUGGUCAAAGAUAAGAAGGGGUGGUUUGGUUGGGGUGGCAAGAAAGGAUCCAAGAGCGACGACAAGCCAUCCAAGGCGGGGAGUAAGGAUGAAUCGGGUGAUCCAGGGAAGCAAAAGGAGAAGGGCAGCAGGAAGAAGAAGAAUACUGGUCCAUCAGGCGAUUCUCUUAAAACUGAAAGCGAGUACAAGAAGGGAUUAAGACCAGUGUUGUGGUUGACACCAGAUUUCCCUUUGAAGACAGAUGAACUGAUCCCUCUGCUCGAUGUCCUAGCAAAUAAAGUGAAGGCUGUCAGGAGGCUUAGGGAACUCCUGACAACCAAGCUUCCUACCGGCACAUUUCCAGUCAAGAUUGCUAUCCCUAUUGUUCCAACGAUACGCGUCAUUGUGACGUUCACGAAGUUUGAAGAAUUACAGCCUCUAGAUGAGUUUGCCACACCACCUUCAAGUCCGACGCAGUUCCAGGAUGCGAAGGCCAAAGAAUCAGAAGGAUCAGGCUCAUGGUAUUCGUGGGUAAGGGGUGGCCGAGGUACGCAGUCCGGUGACAGCGGUGAUAGCAGAAACUGGAAAGACGAGGUUGAUCCAUUCCACAUACCUUCUGACUACACCUGGGUUGAUACCACUGAGAAGAAGCGGAGGAUGAAGGCAAAGAAAGCCAAGAGCAGGCGGGGAACAGCCCGAAAACAAUCAUCGAAAAACACUUCAGAAGGAGGAGGCCACCGCCCCAUGAUGGAUGGCUUCGAGGAGUAAAGCACGUUUUCACCAGCAUAGUAAGUUGUCUUUGCAUUCUUAAGAUGUUAGUUGAUGGCAGCUGCACGCCCGAGGCAGAUUGUUGCUGUGCCUGGAGGCGUGGCAAUGGGAUUGGAGUCGAAUCUCCUUGAGAAGGUACAGGAUGGCUUAUACCCCGCUAAUCUGUAAUUCAGUCAGUGCUAUUUUUGUCCCCCUCCGUUUUUCAUCUUGCUGGAUGUAUGUUUGAUGAUAUGGCCCUGUUGUUGUUGAAAAAUGUGUUUGAGGGGGACUGUAGCGUUCCCCUCCCCCCUGUUGUAUGGAAGAUUACAAAUAUGCAGCGAUUUUCUCGCAAAGAGGAAGCUCAAUGCACAUGCUUGUUUGUUCCGCC